AUGCAGGUGAGGACGAGAAGGGAGGGGGUGGAUGAUUGCUUCGGGGCUGACGAGUCACUUGCGGAUAUCGCACGUGUCCGCUUGGUGCCGAGUGGCGCGGGUCGUAAGGCAGCCUAUGUUUUGUCAUGUGACUCCAUUCAGUACAACAUUCGCCUUGGCUCCCGCUCCGCAUUUCUUUUGCGGGGCCUCACGCCACGGCUUGGUAGGUCGCUUGUCACGGGCCAAACGCCGGAAGACGCUGCCGACGCUAGGAAUGACACGAAGAAUACAUAUGGCGGUGUGCGUCGCAAGGGCGGUGUGGACACAAUCUCAUGUGCGGAGGAGGAGGUGCUUGCGGCUCGCAUAAGCGCAGAUGAUGAAUUGGACCGUCACGACGCCUUUCUCGAUCUCUCUCGCGCGUUGGAGGAGGCCUUUUGUUGGCACGGGGCAUUCACGGCCAUUGACGACACCGCUGGCCGUGGCCGGUUGCUGAUGGCUCCGCAGGCUGCCCGAGAGCUUCCCGCGCGCUGGGUGAUGCAGAGCCUAAACGAAACGACGGGGGUGCGGGCAAACCGUGACACCGUGACGCUUCUUGACCGCGGCGAGACGGUCCGUCUCCGCCACGUCCACGACGCCACGCUGUACACCGUCGUGGACGUGGCGAACAUGGCUGGUGGGCAGUAUUGGGUGGAAAUUGCGCCGACGGAGCCAUCUACUAUGGAUUCUAGGCGUGUGGACCGUGAAGACAUCAUCUUGGAGCCGCCGAGGCCGGUGUAUUUUGAUCCGCUUCUUCCAGCAGACGAGUUUAAUAACAUCCGCGGAACGUCAACAUGCCUUUUUGUUGCGGCCACACUCGCGUUGCGGGGGAUUCGUCUCCCACGCGAGAAGACGAUGGUGACGGCAAAUAAAAUGAAGGAGUUUCCCAAGAAUGUGACGGUCCGCAUGGGUCACUAUGUGCGCGGGCUUCGAAAGAAACUGAGCGAGCGGUGCCUGGCGCGACGCUCGUGCUGUGACGAACCAGGCAUGACUUUAUCAGGGCUGGUGGAGGUACGCAUGACGCAAGACUGUGUGACGUUGCGCUACGGGGGCCGAGCGGUUGAAGUGCUUCAGCGCACUGUCGAGCGGUUGUCGCUGUUGUGGGACGCACGUCUCCAAAGGGAACGGGAAGGGACUGCCGUCAAUGGACGCGGAGUGGAGUCUGCACGGAAUGUAUGGCAAUGCGCAGUGACGCAGCAGAGAACAAGUGUAUCCGAUGGUUUGCAUGUUUUCAUGACAUCUGAGCCGUUUUUCUUACGUGUCUUCACAAUGCUUCUGCGCUACCGCUCUCUUUUUGGGGAAAUGGGCUACAAUCAAGGCCCACAUGCCGCCGUUCCACCUCUCGUCAUGCGACAGCUGUGUGAGGCCUUCGAUGUGCAGUGUGAGGCGUUUGCCAGCCCCAUCAACGCACAACUCUCGCAUUUCGGUUCUCUUUUUCCGGAUACGGAUUACUAUUUUGGUAGCCUUGGCUCCUUUUUUGACCUCUCACUCGUGGCCGGCCACUAUGAAGUGAACCCGCCCUUUGUCACGGCCGUGUUGCAGCGUCUACAGACAUGUUUGCUGCAAGAUGCACUUGCUUGUCACGACGGCGAGGACGAUCCGUCACUGCUUUUUGUGAUUGUGCUGCCGUCACACGACUUGGAUGACGCGGAGGUGGCACUCCAUGACUCCCCAACGCCGCCACAACACCGUCACACUGUGAGGGAGAAGGUCGGCAAUAUAGACAACAACAGGGAUGGCGGCGGUGGCGACGGCCACGAUGGAAUCAGUAGAAAGCGUGGACGCCCCGACAGCGCUGGUGAGACGAUGAGUGUGGAGCGGGCGCUGCGUGAGAGUUCAUUUUGUUUGGCCCACGCCCUUUGCGCUGCCGCCGAGUCCGCGUAUGUAGAUGGACACCAGCACCUUCUGCGGGCACCGCUUUUCUGCAUCGGCACACCCACCCGACUGAUUGUCCUGGGGAAUCGCGCAGCCCGCCGUCGCUACGACAACGCUGCCGAACGACUCGCCGCCGUGAAGGACACGUGGUGCCGCUACACACUGGAGUUCAAGCUGGAGAAGAGAAGGGCGUGA
Messenger RNA from Trypanosoma cruzi, 2085 nucleotides. RefSeq lists its product as uncharacterized. The transcript has a single exon. The coding region runs from base 1 to 2085 and encodes 694 amino acids. NCBI's taxonomy places the organism in Eukaryota, Euglenozoa, Kinetoplastea, Trypanosomatida, Trypanosomatidae. Gene Ontology annotation, molecular function: mRNA (2'-O-methyladenosine-N6-)-methyltransferase activity; RNA polymerase II C-terminal domain binding. The record is from RefSeq and is a predicted model, not a curated record.